AUGACUUCGGAAGCUGGUUCUGGCGUGGGAAUGUCCUCAUCAGGCUCACGUAAGCGCUCUCAGAGCCUCUUCCUUGAGGAGAUGUCCAUUAGUGGCAGAUCUCGUUCAUCUAGAGGUCACAAACGCACAAAAGUCGAGCACGAUCUCACUCCCGCAAGCAGCAUUCAGCAGGACCAAAGUGCUGUUGUCCCUUGGACCAACGACGACGUGGACAAUACUGAGGAAGAAGGUGAAAAUGACGGACACGUCACUGCCUACGAUGCAUUCAAGACAGAGAUCCUUCCGAAGCUGGCCGUGUACCACCCAUCCUUCGAGCUUGUUGAGGAGCUGCUCACGGGAACGUGCGACGAUUUGCGGACACUCUAUCACAAUCUCAAGGCGAGCGGCUUUGUUAACGCAGAGAUCGAACUCAUCCUAGAAGGCGACAAGGGAAGCAUCAAGUCUCUUCGCAAUCCCGCCAGCCACUACGCUCCAGUCAAGCCGGCAGCGUUGUAUGGACCUUCUGGCGUUGGCAAAUCGUCAACUACCAAUUCAAUCCUUGGCUUCAAAAAGGCGGCCUUCGAGAACAGCUCAGAUCGCGGGACAUACGUUCCCACUGAGUUCCGCGCUGCGAGUGGGUCUCAGGAGGCCCCUUGGGAGAUCCACGUACCGUUCCUCUCCAGGAGUCAAACGCAGUUCAUGGUCAGACAUCACGUGGCCAAUAUCUUCGAGCGCAUCGACUGCGACGAGGACGAGGUCGAACAAGAAGACAUGGAGGAUCUGGAGUCGAGAUACACUACGGGUCUAGACUUCUUCUACUGGCUCUUCCGCGAUCAGAAGGACUUCAAGACUCCAGACCAUUGCGCACAAUACUUCAAGGCGCGCGGUGAGGACGGCUUUGACGAAAUUUCCAUUGCUGCAGACCUCGUGGACAUGGUUGGCAGCUUCUUGAAAACCAGGUCGCUGCAGGACGGCCGGGAAAUCCACGCUGCGCAAGACGAGAAUAGCUUGGCUAAGAUUGUGAAAGAUAUCGCUCGGCCAAGCAAAGAUCGAUCUGGAUCUGGCGUGUCUCCGUGGCCACUCGUCGAGAAGAUUGAAAUCCGUCUCGAGCACAAACUUCUGGGCAAAGGGGUUAUCAUUGCUGAUCUGGCGGGAAUGUCCGACACCUCCGCCACCGUGGUCGAGAGCACUCGCAAGUACAUCAGCAAUGCUGGAGCAAUCUACGUCUUCGCUACACACAAGCGCAUCGAGAGCGAUACUGUGCUGGACACUCAGCUUCGCGAAUACGUCGGCCUCGGCAAAUCUGGCGAUGUUGUGCUUGUGGUCACCCAUAUCGACAGUCAUCCCGUCUAUGCCGAAGCUGAGAGGGAUGACCUUCCUGCAAGUGAUCUGUCCUUGCUCAAGAAAGCUGAGCUAAAGCUCAGAAAUCUGCAGGCUGAGGACAAGCAGCUCCAGCGAGAGAAAAAGAAGGCAUCCGGUUCUCGAAAGAGCGAAAUCAACGAUCGCCUCGACACUCUUCAGGAAGACCUUGCCAGCGCCAAGGCUCGGGUGCGCCAAGUCUGCAUCGAGAUCCGUUGCCGCCAGAUUAAGACCGAGAUGUCAACGCGCUUGCAGAGGCUGGAGAGGAACCAGAAUGCUCCCGAGCUGCCCAUCAUCUUCGUCUCCAACGCGAUCUAUCAGCAACACGUUAACGGCUUCUCGCCCACAGAUCAGCCUGAACUUGAUGUUGAGGCUACCGGCAUCCCUUCACUACGCCGUCACUUGUUCGAGCUUGCAGCAGGGUCAAAGUUCCAUAAAUUGAGGCGCAUCUGCCGCGUGUUGCUCCCGAACAUGGUCAGCGGUGCUCUGGGCGUGCUCACGAAGUCUAAGCUGGAGCGCUUGGACGAUGGGAGGAUGGCUCUGAAUACCGUGCUCGAUCAACGAUCGGGAGUUGUCAAGAGGGUGCAGGAGGACGUCGUGCAACGCUUCGGCUUGUAUGUUCUCGAUACUAUGGAUAAGUUUGUUGGCCGGUCAGUGCUAUGA
Recurvomyces mirabilis is the source of this 2001-nucleotide messenger RNA. RefSeq lists its product as uncharacterized. The coding region runs from base 1 to 2001 and encodes 666 amino acids. The transcript is spliced from 2 exons. The record is from RefSeq and is a predicted model, not a curated record. Lineage: Eukaryota; Fungi; Ascomycota; Dothideomycetes; Mycosphaerellales; Teratosphaeriaceae.